Encephalitozoon cuniculi GB-M1 is the source of this 501-nucleotide messenger RNA. RefSeq lists its product as uncharacterized. Lineage: Eukaryota; Fungi; Microsporidia; Unikaryonidae. The coding region runs from base 1 to 501 and encodes 166 amino acids. The record is from RefSeq and is marked provisional. The transcript has a single exon.
AUGGCAGAGGUUUCAAAAAAGAGAUGCGAACAUAACUCGGAUUCCCAGUGCGAAGGGUGCAAGGCAAACGAUAAGGCCUGUGAGGCCAGGGAUAAGACGAAGGAAACAGCAGGAUCAGCCAAGGACAAGACAAAGGAAACAGCAGGAUCAGCCAAGGACAAGACAAAGGAAACAGCGGAAUCAGCCAAGGACAAGACGAAGGAAACAGCAGGAUCAGCCAAGGACAAGACAAAGGAAACAGCGGAAUCAGCCAAGGACAAGACGAAGGAAACAGCAGGAUCAGCCAAGGACAAGACAAAGGAAACAGCGGAAUCAGCCAAGGACAAGACAAAGGAAACAGCAGGUAAUGUCAGGGACAACGUCGAGAAUAAGGACAAGAAUGAGGUUUAUGAGAAUAUCAAGGAAGGGGGAAGUAAGGCAUGGAAUAAAACAAAGGAGGUUGCGAACAGCAUGAAGGAUGGAAUUAAGGACCUCGCCAAUAAAGAUGAGCAAAAGAAGUGA